UUGGGUUAGCUGUGGUACGCAGGUUUGGGUAGCGUGCAUGGAAGUUUGAAAACGGUUAACUGAACGAUAAGUGCAAUGUGGAUAUCUGAGUAUUUCAAGAAUUCUGGAUAUCUCCGAAUCAGUUCAGAUCUAGUAGUACUAUGCCGACGAACUUCAUAAUCAUGCUAUAUAAGGGAGUAUCGUGAUCGUAGCUGAGGUGAGAAAAUGAAUUGAGUACGUAGACCGCAGCAAGCAGCAACUGGAGAACAGCAAUGGACCAUUCUGAUAUUAAGCUGGUGGAGAAAUUAAGAAGGGAAUAUCCAGAACAGUUUUAUACACUAGUGAGGAUGCAUCUGUCAUUCAUUCUGGAUCUUAAUACAGAUGAAUCUGAAGUUGCUCAUGAAAAGAACAAGUUCAAGCCGUCAAAAUGGGUGUCUGUUGCUUUCUCCAGAAAAGCAAAGUGUCCAUCAAAAGGUGUCAUGGAAGGUGCUCCUUUAACACAAGAAGGAAUUUGUCAAGUGUAUCAGCUUAUUGAAUUUCUAGGAAAAGAACAGAAUAUUAUUCAAGAAGGUAUAUUUCGCCGAAGUGGAAAAAUGACUCGUCAGAAUGAGCUGAAGAUGUUGAUGAACCAGGGAGUGCCUCUAAAGUUGGGAGAAGGGAACUUCUCUGUGCAUGACUGUGCUUCAGUAUUGAAGAACUUCCUGGCAGAAUUACCAGAACCAUUGUUAACUGAUGCACAUUUUCCAGCGUACUACCAAAUAUCAGAUUUAUGUAAAGAGGUAGCAUCAGGACGUGGAAAUGAGAAACGUUUACUCAGAGCACUUCAGCUACUUCUUCUUCUGUUACCAGUUGAAAACCGUUUGCUUCUGAGAGAUCUGCUGCAGCUACUGCAUAAAACAGCUUGUCAUGAGGCUAAAAAUAAGAUGUCGGCAGACAACCUUGCAACACUGUUCACACCACAUCUUAUCUGCCCAAGAAAGCUGACACCAGAAGCUUUGCAUGACAAUUCUCAGAAAAUGUGUGGAGUAAUUGCUUUCAUGAUCAAGCAGGAAAAGAACUUGUUCAAUAUUCCACCAAAAUUGGCUACAGAUGUUCGUGCUUUCUGGAUUGAGCAUAAUAAAUCAAGAAUAACACCGAAGGUAUGUAGAGUAAGCACUGAUGGUUUAACAGCAAGUACAGUGUUCUCAUUUGUCGAUCGUGAACGCUCGGCAGAAGUUCAUAAACAGGUGGGAGAUCCUACUGAGGUAGCUCUGGCCCAACUCUAUGCCCACAUUCAGACACUGCCAGAGUCUCAACACAAACGACGUCUUGUGAAACAGUUUAAUCGAGAAAAUGGUCAUGGUACACCGUUACGUUUCAAACCACACGGCCGAAGCCGUAGUUUGGGUGAUUCUAUUAAGAGACAUAUUUUCAAAGGUGGAACAAAGAUGGACAAGUGUGAGGAUUCUUUGGGGCGGCGGUGCAGUGUGGUUAGGUCUUUGAGUCAAGAAGACAUAAGUGAAACAAUGAUGACUCCAAGAAGCAGAAAACCAGUUGUUGUUCUAUCUGGAUCUAAUCUCUGCCAUCUUACAAGUAUUAAUAAUAUGAACACUCCAGAUGAUGCUAAUAGGAUGCCUUCACCCAUUGGUGGGAGCCGUGCCAUUAAAGCAUUUGUGAACGGUGACUGUGUGGGCACAGAAAUACACACACCUAUAAAACCUGCUGGUGCUUUUUGCACUAUAAGUGAUUGUGAUAAAGAAAAUAGCUGUUCAAGAAAAAUAGUCCUGGAAAAUGAAAACAGUAUUUUCAACAUGUACACCGAUGGCCAUGAAGCUGAUAGUUGCAAUGGCGGUUCCCUGAGCAGCCCGUUUAAAUCAUAUCUGUCAAGUCGUAGUGUCCUUACUGCUUCUCCAAUUGACUUGAGUUUUAUAAGCCGUGGGAGUGAUUUGGACUCUUCUGUAGAAGAACAUAGGAUUCUGCAAAGUGUUGAGAACAAUCUGAGUGAAUCAUUAUUGUUUUGCUUAAAUGGAGGUCAACCAUCUUCUCUUGAUGAUGAUAGUGUGGAAAAUAGCAGGUUUGCAGCAGACAAACUGUGUGCUGUUCAAGUAGCUACCUCUGUACCUGUUAAAGAUGUGGGGACUGAGUCUUCUACAUUUUGCAAGAACUUUCUGCAAGAAACAUCAUUAUGAUGUUGAUCAGGUAUUUUUACGUAAUCAUCAUAAAUACGUACUGAGGCCAGUAUUGACAUAAUGUUGAUAGUUCAACAUUAACUGUAUUUGUCCUAAAUGUGAUAUGGAAUACCAAAAACCUGUAACAAUAGUAUUUACAACCAAGUACAAGAACUAACUUGUAAUGUUUCUAUGACACUGUAGAAAAAGUUCACUGGAAUCAGGCCAAAGUAAGAGUGUUACUUCAAAAGUUGUCAAACAGAAGCUUCAAACUGUCUUGCAGCUUUCAUAGUGACAUUAAAUAUUUAAGCAUUCUUAGAUGUUUUCAUAUACCUUCUAAAUGUCACAUUAUUUCAAAUGUUUGGAAAAAACUUACUUUUCUUAGGUUCUUUAAAGAACUUUGUGCUUAUCAAAAAUUAAGAUUGUAAAUUUUAAAACAGAUGUAAACAUAUUGUAAUAUAGAUUCUC
Molecule: messenger RNA, 2594 nt
Organism: Schistocerca piceifrons (Central American locust)
Lineage: Eukaryota; Metazoa; Arthropoda; Insecta; Orthoptera; Acrididae
Gene: RhoGAP54D
Product: rho GTPase-activating protein 19
Exons: 9
Coding region: 252-2147 (631 amino acids)
Biological process (GO): signal transduction; regulation of small GTPase mediated signal transduction
Cellular component (GO): cytoplasm
Molecular function (GO): GTPase activator activity
Source: RefSeq, a predicted model, not a curated record